Molecule: messenger RNA, 507 nt
Organism: Penaeus monodon (black tiger shrimp)
Lineage: Eukaryota; Metazoa; Arthropoda; Malacostraca; Decapoda; Penaeidae
Product: solute carrier family 22 member 7-like
Biological process (GO): transmembrane transport
Cellular component (GO): membrane
Molecular function (GO): transmembrane transporter activity
Source: RefSeq, a predicted model, not a curated record
GUAGCCCGCUCGAACAACAAGACCGAAGUAACCCGCGCGCAGUUGGAGACUGAACUGCGCAUACUGUGGGACCGACAGGAGAAAGAAGUGUCACUCUUGGAAGUCCUUCGUUACCCGAAGCUUCGUCUGAGGGCCCUCAUAUCUCUUAUACAUGAGCGCCUGCACUUUCUUAAUUUAUGGCGUGGUGUUCCUCGGAGUCACUGUUCUCUCGAGCAACUUUUUCCUGAGCCAUUUCGUCCUGUCAAUCUCGGAGCUCCCCAGCAACGGCCUCGGCUGGGUGUGGACGCACUACCUCGGUCGUCGCUGCACCUGCAUCCUCUCUUUCCUCACAACUGCUGCAUUCUGUGUUGCGGCGACUUUCUGUCUUGAAGACAAGUGGGCGAUGCUGGCCGUAGCUGCAUGCAUCAGGCUCUUCUCCACACAGCUUAUAUACAUCGUGACGAUUCAGAGUGGAGAGAUCUUUCCCACGCCGAUAAGGUCCACUGGGUUCGCUUGGAUGGUAGUGUG